AUGGAGCAGAACGGCAUUACCAACGUCAGCAGCCAGUUCCUAGAAACAUGCGGCAUCACAGCAAGCCCCGAGUCCAGCAGCAACAGCGUAUGGCAAACUGACCAUACCAGCGCCGACGCCCAGGAACGGUUUGCCUCCGUUGAUUCCAUACUGCAGAGCUACAUCACCGGCUUCUCAUCCACAGACGACAUCAUCGGUCUCCCUCCCAGAGCGCGCGUCGAUGCAAUCCUCGUAAUGUCCCUCGGUAUCGCCAAACAGAAACUUCUCAAGACCUGCGAUGCACAAGCCAAGCCCGAUGUUAAGAGGCAACUGGCAACGCUGUUCUGGGGCCAUAGCCAGUUCAUCUCCGUGCCGGAGUCGUUCUCGAAUCCCUGCGGUAUUCGGAGUUCGGCGCUUGACUAUGUUUUAUGGUAUGGGGAAGCAGCAGACCUUGAAACGAAUUUGGUCGUGCUUCGAGUGGAUGAGGCAAUGGGUAGUGCGGUAGAGGAGCGAUACUACUCUGCUGCCCUCGCUGCCAUAUCAAUGAUUCACCAUAAUCGGGCAAAACGUCCUAUUAUCCAAGACACAUACGGACUCGUCACUGAUGGCUUGAAAUGGACUUUUUUCCAUGUGAAUAAGGAGCAUGAGUAUUCUUCCUUAACAUUGAAUUGGUUGGAGGGUGACGAACAAGCCAUUGUUCACCUUGUUGACAAAAUCAUGGACCAAGCAGUCACAGUGAAGAUGAAGUGUGAAAAAACAGAAUUGGCCCGGUACGAAUGGGAGAAGAUCGCAACAAAGUGGGACCUACCGCAACACAAGUAUUCAGAAGAGGAAGAGGACAUUUAUCCAGAGGAGACCGAUUCAGACGAUAUAUCUCCACCCAACACACCUCACCUAACCCCAUAUUUUACAAAACACCACAGAGAAGCAGAGUGGCUUGCAGACCUCAGAAAAGGUAUCUAUGAUAUCCUCGAGUGCGUAAGGCACGGCGAGUCCGUGGAUGAACAGCUGGAGGACUUGGUCAACACAACCAGCGAGAAGGCAGAGGCGGAUGAAGAACCUCCGUCCGACCAUGGCCGAAAGCAUUCCGAAUCUGUCGCUGUAACGGAUAUCGACCCCAGCAGGGUCAUGAAUAUGUUCGAUCUCCGGCACCAGCCCAAGCCCACCAACAACUGGAGGCUAGAGCCUUGGGAAGUACGCAACGUGUCGAGCCGUCUGGAAACCACUCUCGAACAGAUAAAAUUGGUAUAUGGUGACGCCUACGUGAAUCAGGCGGCUUCACGGCUCAUGGUUGACGCGAUAUUCCUAGAUGUACUCACCUCGAUAAAGAGUUCAUCAAGUCGAAAGGCCCUCCGUAUGGCCCUCGCAAUCAACAUUUCCUACAAACUCCCGACACGCGACUGGGGCAGUGUUGUGGAAAAGUUGGUAGAAGGGCGCAUGGACUAUACCCUGAGGUACGGCAACCCUAAGGAAGCCGAGACCAACCUGGUGGUCGUGGAACCGAGUCACAGGUGCUACUUUUCGGCUGCCCGAUAUCAGGCCAUUUCCUACAUGGCUCUAAUCCAGCACGCUCGCAACAAGGCCGGCCGGGCCAAGACGCCCAUAUACGGGGUGACAACCGAUAUCAUGGACUGGGACUUCAUCCGCAUGGAUGCAUCGGGGAAUUUUUGCUGGGGAGAGAAUCAGGGCUCCCAAAUAAUUUCCCUCCUGCACAAGAUCAUUUCCGAGGCGUUGACUCUUCCCACGGCUUCUCAUGAGAAAAUGGCCGAAGAGGUUGCCGACAGCGAUGGGAGUGGGACCACGGUCUAG
Molecule: messenger RNA, 1788 nt
Organism: Aspergillus puulaauensis
Lineage: Eukaryota; Fungi; Ascomycota; Eurotiomycetes; Eurotiales; Aspergillaceae
Exons: 6
Coding region: 1-1788 (595 amino acids)
Source: RefSeq, a predicted model, not a curated record